This is a messenger RNA of Lotus japonicus, 1002 nucleotides long. Its product is annotated as F-box protein At5g67140. Gene Ontology annotation, cellular component: SCF ubiquitin ligase complex. The record is from RefSeq and is a predicted model, not a curated record. The transcript has 4 exons. Gene Ontology annotation, biological process: SCF-dependent proteasomal ubiquitin-dependent protein catabolic process. NCBI's taxonomy places the organism in Eukaryota, Viridiplantae, Streptophyta, Magnoliopsida, Fabales, Fabaceae. Gene Ontology annotation, molecular function: protein binding. Bases 174 to 800 code for a protein of 208 amino acids.
UGACGAAAACAUGAGGACACUUUUUCUCGAUUGCCUUGUCGUUGUAUCUGUAUCUGUAUUAUUAAUAAAGGGAGCUAACUUGGCGGAACCAAAAGCCACUUUCAUUUUCAAUUCAUCACGUUUGUGAGGUUGAGUUUAAGGCUCUAAGGUUUCUUCAUCAUCAUCUUAUUGUUAUGGAAGAGAUUGAUCGGUUACCCAUUGACUUGCUGGCUCAUAUUUUUGGCCUCUUCACUUCCUUCACUGAUUUGGCUCAGUCCAGCAGUGUUUGCAAGAAAUGGAAACAAGGGGUCAAGGAAUCUCUGGCUAGGAAACAGAAUCUUAGCUUUGCUGGUUGGAAGAUGGAUGAUGACUCCACUGCUCGCCUUGUUUCACAUGCCUACAACCUCAAAAAACUUGAUAUACCAAGGAGCAGGUGGGGUUGCCAGAUAACUGAUGCUGGACUAAUCAGAAUUUCAUUUGCAAAGUGUGUAAUCAAUCUCACAUCUAUAUCACUAUGGGGAUUGACUGGUAUCACAGAUGAAGGUGUUGUCCAACUGAUAUCCAGAACUAGAUCUUUACAGCAUCUGAAUGUUGGUGGUACAUUUAUCACUGAUGAAUCUCUUUUUGCCAUUGCAAGAAGUUGUCCAAAGUUGGAGACCAUUGUUCUGUGGAGCUGCCGUCAUGUAACUGAGAAUGGUCUUAUUGCACUAGUUGAUAACUGCCUCAAGCUCAAGUCAAUGAAUUUGUGGGGAACAAGAGUUCCUGUGGACUGCCUUAGUAAUUUACUCCUUGCAAGUCAAACUCUUCAAAUCAAAGUUUAACACUGGACAAGAUGUUGAUUCAAACAGUGAUUUUUUCACUGUCUUUUAUGUACAUAUUGUUUACUUCUUGUAUUCUUCAAUUGAUUUUGCACCAAAAAUCUGAAUAUGACAAACUCUAUUCCUGUAUAUGAAGCAUAACGUGUAUAUAACUAUUGAACUCUAUCAAGUUACCAUUAUUGUAAGGAAUUAUUUUAUUGGUUUA